GAGUGGAGGACACGGACACACGCACAGAGAAGCCUCUUUUCUCGGUGCCUGCACUUAUGCCCGGUGCAGCUCCUUCGCAGCCCUCCUGCCAACCUGCUGCCGCCCGCUGCCCGCGCUGCCCCGGAGGAGCCGCAGCUCAGCCCCACGCCGGGACCCCGGGCCAGGGGAGCCCCCGCCGGCGCUGCCGUCCCCCCCGCCGCACAGAGCGGCCCCCGGCGCGGGGCUGCCGCCACGCACGGAGCCAGGGCAGAGCAUGGCCCCAGCCCUCCCACCACCGCUGCUGCUGCUGCUCUGGGCGUUUGUCCCCACGGCGGUCCCGGAGGCGUUUGGCCCCGGAGAUGGCACAGAGGACCUCAAGGCUCUGCAGGUGUCCAUCCCACGGCACCCAGCCCUCGACGCCGUGCUGGCAGGCGACAUCACCAUCCCCUGCCUCAUCAGCUACCUUGGCCCCCAGCCCACCGCCGUCACGGGCGGCCGCCGGGCGGUGCUGGGCACGCCGCGGGUCAAGUGGACCUUCAUCUCUGAGGGCAGGGAGCUGGAGAUCCUGGUAGCUCGGGGGCACAGGGUGAAGGUGAGCGAGGACUACCGGCUGCGCGCCUCCCUGCCCAUCUUCCACCAGCGCUACACCAACGCCUCCCUGCUGCUCACCGAGCUGCGCCCCAACGACUCGGGCAUCUACCGCUGCGACGUGCAGCACGGCAUCGAGGACGGCCACGACAUCCUCCAUGUCAAAGUCAAAGGGGUGGUGUUCCACUACCGGGAGGGCUCCAUGCGCUACGCCUACACCUUUGCCGAGGCGCAGGAAGCUUGUGCCAGGAUCGGUGCCAGCAUCGCCACCCCCGAGCAGCUCUACGCUGCCUACCUGGGGGGCUACGAGCAGUGUGACGCCGGCUGGAUCGCCGACCAGACCGUCAGGUACCCCAUCCAGACACCCCGUGAGGCCUGUUACGGAGACAUGAACGGCUUCCCUGGGGUGAGGAACUAUGGAGUGGUGGACCCGGAGGACAUGUACGAUGUGUACUGCUACGCUGAGGACCUCCCAGGCGAGAUCUUUUUGGAGACGGCCCCGGACAGGUUCACGCUGGAGGAGGCGGCGCAGCGCUGCCGGGCGCUGGGCGCGGAGCUGGCCAGCCCGGGGCAGCUGUACGCAGCCUGGAACGCGGGGCUGGACGCCUGCAGCCCCGGCUGGCUGGCCGACGGCAGCGUCCGCUACCCCAUCGUCACCCCCCGGGAGCGCUGCGGCGGGGCUCUGCCCGGCGUCAAAACCAUCUUCCUCUUCCGCAACCAGACGGGAUUCCCCGAUGCCCAGAGCAGAUACGAUGCGUACUGCUUCCGAGAAGGGACAAACUCUUUCCCUGAGGCUGCAGGAAAAUACCAAGCCCAAGAGCCCGAGGAGAAUCUCCUCCAGGAGAUUGUCACAGUGGCAGAAAAGCUGGAGGAGCUGCAGCUGCCCAGAGCGCACGUGGAGAUUGAGUCGCGAGGGGCGAUUUACGCCGUCCCUUUCUUUGAGGACACUGAUGUGGGAAAGCCGAGCCAGUCCCCUGAAGACGCCCUGGGGCCAGGGCCCCGGCAUCCCCCACUAGCUACCUCCGUGUCCUCAGAGGAGGAGCAGGGAGCAGCGCCGGGCAGGGGCCCUGGCAGCGCAUCGGCGGAGAGCCCGGGCGGAGGGCGAGACCCCGGCCAGCCCAUGGAGCCAGAGGGACCCACCGGUGCCCCAGCAGAGAGCCCAGAAGCCGGUGGGAGCCCCCGCCGCGGGCACAAGUCCGGCGGGGCGAGCACCCCCUUUUCUGCCGCUGAGGACGCCGAGCUCUCGGGAGACGUGGUGGAAAGCCCCGGGGCGUCCCCGCUGCCUCCUGCGCCCUCGCAGCCGCAGGAGGAGGGAGAGGAGCAGUCGGGAGCCGUGUGGCUCCCCUCGCCUGCGGCCCCGGGGGACCGGAGCACUGUGCCCGCAGUGACACCGUGGCACGCAGAGCUGCCUGGCAGCAGCAGCGCACCGGCCCUGGCAGGAGAGGAGGCUGCACCGCCACCGCCGGGCACACACCGCGGGAUGCCUGCUGCAGCUUCCGAGGAGGAGGAGGAGGAGGAGGAGGAGGAGGAGGAGGAAGAGCAACCCGCUCCCUCCAUUGCCACCGUGGAGGGUUUCCUUACAGCCGUUCCCGGAGAAGCAGGUGGCUGCGUCCCCAACCCCUGCCUGAACGGAGGGACCUGCGUGGAGGACGGCGCCCAGCUCACCUGCUUGUGCCUGCCUGGCUACGGAGGCAGCAGCUGUGAAAGACCCCUGCGGAGGUGCAGCCCCGGCUGGGACAGCUUCCAGGGAGCCUGCUACAGGCACUUCUCCACCCGGAGGAGCUGGGAGGAUGCAGAGAGCCAGUGCAGGCACUACGGGGGGCACCUGGCCACCAUCCUGACCCCCGAAGAGCAGGACUUCAUCAACGACCAGUACAGGGAAUACCAGUGGAUCGGCCUGAACGACCGCACCAUCGAGGGGGAUUUCCAGUGGUCCGACGGGAGCCCCUUGCUCUACGAGAACUGGCACCCCGGGCAGCCCGACAGCUACUUCCUCUCCGGGGAGAACUGCGUGGUCAUCGUGUGGCACGAUGGGGGCCAGUGGAGCGACGUGCCCUGCAACUACCACCUGUCCUACACCUGCAAAAUGGGGCUGGUGCAGUGCGGGCCCCCCCCCGCCCUCAGCAACGCCCGCGCCUUUGGCAAACCAAAGCAGCGCUACGAGAUCGGAGCCACCGCGCGCUACCAGUGCCGGCACGGGCUCGCCCCGCGCCGCUCGCCCGUCAUCCGCUGCCGGGAGGACGGCACGUGGGAGCCCCCGCAGCUGGCCUGCCGUCCUGGCGUGGCUCAGCCCCCCAACAACUGAGUGAGUCCCUGGGCGAGCGGCCGCCGCCUCCCCUAGCCCCGGACUGGUGCGGAUGGGGACGGCACUGGGAGCCCGACGUGGAGUGGAACCUCGCUCUUGGGUGUCUGCCCCCUUGUUUGUUUUCUACCUGUACAAAGAAAUCCUAAAGAUUAAAGAGCCCCUUGAAAGGAGCCGACAGUGACCCAAAAUGCAGCACAGCAGGAGUUCUGUCCCCAGAGUCACGGCAGAGCUGGAAUCCAGGGGGACAGCGCGGGCAGGGGACGGCAGUAACGUGCCAGCAUCACCCCCAGCCUAUUGUCCUCGUCCUGGGGGGUGACAUGGGGACAUCCAAGCUCUGCUGCAGCUCGGCACCCAUGCAGAGGUGUGGGGGGGGUCUUCUGCACUUCCCUGGAAAGGCAGAAGCUGCUGCAGCAGGCUUGGAGUGGGUGCACGCUGCCCAAACCCCCUCUCCGUGCUUCUGUGGGUAUUAAAACCAGUAAAGAGAUGGCA
Messenger RNA from Vidua chalybeata, 3361 nucleotides. RefSeq names its product brevican (gene BCAN). Gene Ontology annotation, biological process: cell adhesion. The record is from RefSeq and is a predicted model, not a curated record. Gene Ontology annotation, molecular function: hyaluronic acid binding. NCBI's taxonomy places the organism in Eukaryota, Metazoa, Chordata, Aves, Passeriformes, Viduidae.